This is a messenger RNA of Salpingoeca rosetta, 9454 nucleotides long. RefSeq lists its product as uncharacterized. NCBI's taxonomy places the organism in Eukaryota, Choanoflagellata, Craspedida, Salpingoecidae. Bases 13 to 9255 code for a protein of 3080 amino acids. Gene Ontology annotation, molecular function: protein binding. The transcript is spliced from 35 exons. The record is from RefSeq and is a predicted model, not a curated record.
CAGUGCGCCGCGAUGCUGCCGCCGCUGGUGCAGAGGCGGCUGCCCUCUGGGCUCCUUCUGCAAGCCACACUCAUAGCUGCGCUUGCUGCAACCGCCACCGUCCUUGCCUCACCCAUCCACGAAGCCAAGAGCGCUUCCCACUUCCGCUUCCGCCGAGAAGUUCCGUCUGCUCCCCCGAGGAACCCGACGACCACGCCCACACCUGGUGGCGCGUUUGCCGUUUCGUGGGAGGCCCCUGACCCCGGCACGACCAACGGCGCCAUCACCGGUUAUGUGAUCCGCAUCCGCCCCACCGCUCCACAGCCCCCGACGUGGGCCUAUGGCAACGCCACCCUCAACGCCACGGACGUGGAGGUGUCCUCGAGCACCUUCUCCUACACCCUGGCCGACGAGCUCUCGUUCCCGUUCUCUGGCUACGAUGUCGGCGUCGCCGUCAAGAAUGCCGAGGGCUUUGGCCCCUUUGCCAUGCUCUCCGUCGACCCGCCAAACAGUAUCCCGCCCGGCCAGCCGCGCUCCGUGACCACGUCCCUCCCACCUGUGGACCCGAUGACCUAUCCGCCAGACGCGGACGAGGUCAUCGUGCAGUGGACCGUGCCUGCAGGCAUCUGGUUCCGCAACGCGCCCGCCAUCGGCUUUGACCUCGUGGCCACGCCCGUGCCGGGCAGCACCACGGACGAAGUGGUGACCGUCCGCUUCCCCAAGCAGUGGCAGGACGGUGACUCGCCCGACGAGCAGUUCACGGCGUCCAUCACGGGCCUCACCCCAAACACGGAGUACGUCGUGCUCGUGUACACGAUUGGCCUGGACGGCGACCGCAGCACCGCUUCCUUCAUGACCACGGACAAAACGCGCCCGAACCUGCCCACGGUUGCACCGACGGGCCUCAGCGUGGACGACACCUCUGCCACGGCCUUCAACCUCUCCUGGGACGCCAUGAGCGCCAGCACACCGGGCAGCAACGGCGACAUCAUCGGCUACGAGAUCACCCGCACGCCAACAGGGGACCACGGCUGUACGGAGACCACGUGCGCCCCGCCCAACACCUGCCAGGGCGAGCCGACGUGCGAGUUUGGCGUGUGCACGUAUCCAACAAAGCCCGAGAACUCCACGUGUGACGACGGCAACCCCAAGACCCUCAACGACCGCUGCGUUGCUGGCGCGUGCAUCGGUGACACGGUCACGCCCAAACACAUCACCGACCGCCCAGCCUCCUACAAGUACCACCUUUCGUUCAAUGACCGCAGCCAUGGCGGUGGCUUCAUGCCUCGCCUUCAAGAGUUCUGGUACCCCUACUGGAGUUACUCAACCAUCUACCGCUAUGGGCGGGACGGCACCUACCGAUACACGUUUAGUGCUGCUGGUGGCACGCGGCAGAUGAUGCAGUUGUGGGGUGAGCCAGACUCCCUGUACUACUACACGGCCAACUGGGGCUACGACUACUGUCGCAAGAUGGGGCCGUACCCAGACAACCGUGUGGUGUGGACGUACUAUCCGCAACCGCGCACCACCGUGGCUGGUAUUUCCACGGACAGCAACUACGCCUACUGCAUUCAGAACGGACGCUCCACCGUGCACGUGCUCAACAAGGAGACCGGAUCGCUUGUCCGCAAAUUUGACUUGACUGGCGGCAGCAUCGGCACGCUGAACGGCGCGUUUGCCGUUGUCGGCGACAAGAUCUACUAUGGCACGGGCUCACGGUUUUACCGCUACAACCUGGCAGACGGCACCUACGAUGGCUUCUACUUCAACACCGUCCGUUCCAUUCACCACAUGUCCUUCACGGGCCAAGAGCUCUGUAUUGGCCAGAACAACGACUACAACAUCUACUGCUAUGAGAUUUUGUCGCACAACCUCUGGCACAACUUUGACGGACCCCAGCUCCGCGACCGAGUCACGUCCUACUAUCAGCGGAGCAUCUACACCCGCUCAUAUGGCGGCGGCUACAACCCUUGGGACAGGCACUACUGGUAUCCGGCGUGGUCUGGCUCGACAGUGUACCAGUACACGGAAAAGGGUGGGUACUUUGGCACGUUCCGCGCCGUCAACGGCUAUGGCAGCAUCCGCCAAAUCUGGUGCGACUUUGAGACACAACACUACUACCUCGCAUCCGGCAGCUACAUCUACAAGGCAACAUGGCCCGAGAACCAGCUGGUGUGGUCGUACUACAUGAGCACGACGGCUGGCGGCGUCACCACGUAUGGCGACAGCGUGUAUGCGAUGCGCUACUCCGGUCGCACCGUGUACAUUCUUCGCAAGUCUGACGGUGUUCUUCAGCGCACAAUGGACCUCGACACCUCUGGCGGUGACAACUUUGACAACAUGUUUGGUGCGCUGUUCGCCAUCAAGGGCAAGCUCUUCCGUGCCGGCAGAAACAACUACCGCUUCUACAGGUAUGACCUGAGCACGGGCCAGUACGAGUACAACUUUGGCGUGUCGUACCGCACGUACACGGCGGCGUUCAACGGCGAGAGCAUCUGUGUCAGCGAUGGCGACUCCAACCUGCGCUGCUACCCGGUGCUGAACGGAAACAUCUACUUCCAGGAGCCUCUUCAGACGCCAGCGCGCAUCCAGGGAUCCGCCAUUCUGAACGAUGAGAUGAACCACGAGCUCUCCGACAUUCUGCCUGACCGGUACUUUGAGCUGUGCUACUCCACAGACCGGGACGGGUUCAAUGCCAACACCUUCCACAGCAAGUGCAACGGCAAGGGCGCGACGGUGACCAUUGCUCGCCGAGAGAACACCAACUAUGUCUUUGGCGGAUUCACCUACGUGCCAUGGAGCAGUGGAUCGGGCUACCACUAUGACUACGACGCGUUUCUGUUCAAGUUCUCCAACAACAAGGUGUAUCGCACAGACAUGGACGUUCGCUAUCCCCAGAACGCCGUCUACCACAGAUCCAACUACUGCCCGACCUUUGGUAACGGCCAUGAUCUGUACAUCUACUCCAGCUGCACAUAUGCGCGCACCAACGCCUACGGGUACAGGAUUGACAGCGGCGGCUACAACGACUACUGGCUCGCUGGCUCCCGUAGCUUCCCCAUUGAGAUUAUGGAGGUGUUUGUCAUGCAGAACAAGACAGUGGACCCCUGCGACACGGUGCAGUGCCUGACCAACCAGUGCACCACAGCCAACAGGUGUGAGCUUGGCAAGUGCGUGCCCACCACGCUUCCCGACGGCUCCCCCUGUGACGACGGCAACAACGCCACCACCUUCGAUGCGUGCCUCGGCGGCCAGUGCAUGGGCGUUGCGCUUCACAGCGACACCAACGAGUACACGUUGGAGGACCUCCACCCCGGCCACACAUACGCCGUGCAAGUGCGCGCGUACACGGCAACCGGUGGUGGGCCGUUCAGCGACAUUGUGCAUGGGCGCACGGUUGAGGCACCACCAACACAGCCACCAUCGAACGUGCAGACCACGGUGCUCUCCGAUACGAAGAUCAAACUCAAGUGGGAGGAGCCGCCGAUUCCAACGCACAACGGCCGUCUGCUUGGCUACGAGCUGUACGUGUCAUGGGAUGAUCGGCAGCCGCAGCUGGUGACGAGCUUGCACUUCCUCACCUUCACCGUCACGGAGCUGAAGCCAUACACAGACUACACAUUUUACCUGACGACCGUCAACAGCGCCGGCAGCUCGCCCUGGGCCAACGUCACAGCACGCACGCAGGAAGGCCCGCCUGGCCCGCCGACACACGUGCAGGCUGACGAGGAGCUGUCUGACAACGGCGAAGUGAUCACCAUCAGCUGGCAGCCGCCACACGAACCCAACGGCGUCGUUACCAAGUACACCGUCUACUACCAGAAGCUCGGUGGCACGUGGCAGUCCAUGACCACAUCCAGUGGCAGUGUGCGGUCUCUUGAAGUGGAUGGCCUGGACCCUGUGUCCACCUACCUCGUGCAGGUGUCAGCGUGGACGUCAGCCGGUGAGGGCGAGCGCAGCAACACCAUCGCACCCACCACUGGCCAGGGCAUUCCUCGCACACCGCCCGACAACGUCGACGCCAACGCGCUCAACAAGACAGCCAUUAAGCUCUCGUACGAGCUGCCGCCGUCCGAUGAGGGUGAUGUCGUCGAGUACAGCAUCUACUACACGCCAGAGUAUCUGCCUGAUUCUUGCGACGACAUCACCUGUGUUCGCCCCAACGCGUGCUACGAGCCAGCAGAGUGCAUUCUUGACCCAUACCGCGGUCCAAUGUGCCAGCAGACCCCGAAGCCAGACGGCACCCCGUGCGGCGAUGAUGACGAAAACACCGAAUAUGACACGUGUAUCGCCGGCGAGUGCCGUGGCGUGCCCGCGCCCAACAACCUCGACACCUUCUCGCUGACGCUGUCCACCUCGUGGUCCUCGCGCAGCUACGGUAUGGGCUACAGCCCGCGCCGCCACGAGUGGUGGUUCCCGGAGUACACGUCGUCCUCCGAUGGCACCAUCGUGUACAGGUACGACGCCACGGACGUGUCCACGUAUCUCGGUCGAUUCCGCAUCCAGCAGCGCCGCUACAUCAUGCAAAUCUGGCCUGAUGUGGAUGACACGUAUCUGAUUGAGACGUACAGCGACAACUACGUCCAUCGCAUGGGCCCAUUCCCGCUCGUCACGACAAUCUGGUCGUACAAUGUGGGCAGCCGCGUUGGCGGUGUGUCUGUGUACCGUGACAAGGUGUAUGUCAUUCGCAGCAACACCUACAACCUGCGCAUUCUCGACCGCGACAGCGGCAACUACCUCCAGUCCGUCAACCUGCAGAACUCGCCCGGCUUCUCGUACAUUUAUGGGACUUUCGCUGUCGUGAACGGCCGCAUCUUCGCUGGCGACUACAACGACAGAUACAUCUAUCAGUAUGACCUGAGCAACUUCCGGUACCAGUCCCGCUACAUCAAUCACAAUCAGGACACGCGCAAGCUCGGCUUUGAUGGACAGAACAUCUGCCUCAGCUACUACAGCAACUCUGUCCGCUGCUACCGAGUUGUGGACGAGAAUGUGUAUGGCGACCGCUCGCUCUUCCAGCGGAGACCAACGCAGGCCAUCAUGGGCUCCGAGAUCCUGACAAAGGACAUGAACCUGGCCAUCUCCAAGGAGGUGUCGCCCAACAGUGACACGAGCUUCAAGCUCUGCUUCCGCGCAUCCGACCACGGCUUCUCUGGCACCACCUUCCACUCCCGCUGCGACAAGAAGGGCCAGACGAUCGUCGUUGUCCGUUCGACAGAGGGCAGCCCACAGGGUCCACGCGUGUUUGGCGCCUUUGCUCCCAACAGCUGGCACUCCGACUCAUCCGCGUGGCUUCGUGCCGACGACGCCUUCCUCUUCCGCUUCGUCAAUAACGGCCAAUUCGAGCGUACGGAACUUCUCUCGCAGCCGCAAUACGCGCAGUACACACGCCCAGGCUACUGCCCAGAAUUUGGCAACUCUGAUUUCCGCAUGUCGACGGACUGCCGGUCUGGACACACCAACGCCAACUCGUACACUGUGCACCAGAGCAGCAGCACGUACAACAACGAGUGGUUGACUGGCUCCGACAACAGCUGGCAAGUGGACGAUGUCGAGGUCUUCUACCGCGUGGAUGUUGCAGCCGAUCCGUGCUCCGAUGUGACAUGUGAUCCACCAAUGGAUCAGUGCAAGCAGCCCGGUCGCUGUGUCAGUGGCGAGUGCGUCUAUGACGAUGCGCCAGAUGGCACCGACUGCGACGAUGGCGACGAUGCGACGGUGUUUGACUCGUGCCAGGACGCCGUCUGCGUUGGCCGCCAUCCCGUCAUCACGGAGGACAACCAGCACACGUUCACUGGCCUCGACCCGUACACCACCUACGCCUUCCGUGUGGCUGCCCGCACCGUCCGCGGUCAGGGCCCGGCCUCUGACGCCGUCCGCGCCCGCACUCUCUCCGGCACCCCAACAGGUCCACCCCAGGAUGUGGUGGCGCGAGCGGCAGCAACGACCGUGUUGCACAUCACGUGGAAGCAGCCGCUGUUUGGCGAGCGCCACGGCACCAUCUCAUCGUACAAGCUGUGGGUGCAGCGCCUGAACAGCAUGCGCCAGCCAGCGGGCACACCCUGGACCAUCGUCACGGGCAACGACCUCACCAACUACAACCUCACAGACCUCGACGCGUACACGUUCUAUCAGGUUUGUACCACCACACACACACACUCACUACACACCCACACACAACACUCACUCACGUACACACACACACGCACACGCACACACACACACACACUCACGUACACACCCUUACACGCACUGGGUCCGUACAGCGAUGCGUCGAUUGCUCGAACAGCCGAGGGAACACCACCCGUUGCACCCACGAACGUCCAGGUGGACAGCACAACAACCGAGACUGUCACGCUCAGCUGGGACCCAGUCAGCCCACUCGAAGCUGAUGGCAUCCUCAUUGGCUACACCAUCUCUGUGCGUCAGGGACCCAGAAGCGACUGCACGCGCCACCCCGCCAGCAUCGACGUCAUCUACAUCGACACACCACGUGUGGAGACCUACACCGUGGUGGAGCUGCAGGACACUGCUGUGUAUCCGUACGAGUUCCAGGUUGCAGCCCGCACUGCUGCUGGCGAGGGCGUAUACUCUGCACCAGCGCUGCACAUGACGAGCGGCGGGUCGCAGGUGUGCACUGGCCCAUCCGUGUGGACAUCACACGUCACCACCACAUCCGCCAACGUGUGGGUGAAACCUCCUUUGUCAGUUGAGCUGAACGGCAACACCAUUGCCACCAUCAACGUGACCGUCACGGCCGUCGAGGACUCCAACCGCCGCCCCAUCACCGGCGCAACACCGGCAUGGCUUGUGUUCUCUGCUGCUGAUGGCUUCAACGCCAGCCAGGCGCUGUCUGGGCUCGACCCGUACACGGUGUACAACGUGGAGGCCGUGGUCAUCACCACGACUGGCGUGUCUUCGCCGACGUCUGCUCCCUACACGUUCCGCACCGCCGAAGCGAUGCCCGGUGCUGUGGGCUCGCUCAUUGCACAAGAGGUUGGCGACGUGGUGAAGGUGCUGUGGACGCCGCCAUCGCCGGCAAACGGAGCGCUCCAGUAUCGCAUCACAUUCACGCCCGCCGUUGAUGGCACGAGUGAUUUCACCACGUCCUACGCCAACUUCAGCCUCGACGUCCUCUCGGGCACGACGUACACCGUCAGGGUUGUUGCGCUGACGGGCGCAGGUGAUGGCCCAGCACGCCAGACGACGGUUGAGACUGUCCCUGCCAACGUGGCUGCACCUGUCAUUUCGCUUCAAUCCGCGGCAGAGACAGAGCUGCGGCUCAAGGCCACUUGGACCAGCCCACUCACCGCCUUCCACCUCCAAUACAAGGCAGAGGGGGAUGAUGAUUUCAGCGAUGUCAUGGACUACGCCGUGUCUACCAAUGCACGUCAACACACUUUCACCCUCUCUGGCCUGGAGCACUCCACAUCCUACACCGUCCGCGUUCAGGCCGACACCGACGAUGGUCUCGGCCUCACCGCCCAAUACGAGCACGCCACAGCCGUUGUUCCUCCAAGCGCCCCGCAGACAGUCGUGGCCGUGGCCGUCAACAACACGCACGUGCGCGUGACGUGGUCUCCUGUCAUGGCUGAGCAUCGCCUUGGCGAGGUGCGCGGGUACCGCCUGUCCAUCGAGCAGGGCAUCAGCCUCCUGCCACCAAUCGAUGCCGGCCUCACCACGUGGUACAUCGUUGGCGGUCUCAACCCCGUCACCACCUACCGCGUCUCCGUGAUUGCGUACAACGAUGGCGGUGAUGGCGAUGCCACCUCUCCGCAGUCCGUCAUGACAGCCGCGAGUGAGUGUGCAGAUGACGAGUACGAGACGGCGCCACCCAUGGGGACGAUGGACCGCCAGUGUGGGCCCUGCUCGUCGUGCGGCUCUGGCAUGUACGAGCUGGUGGCGUGCACGCGCACCAACGACACCGUGUGCACCGCCUGUAGCACAACCUGUGGCGAGGACGAGUGGAUUUCGUCGCCCUGCACGGCGUCGUCCGACAUCCAGUGCACGAUGUGCUCCACCUGCGAUCCCUUAAUCGAGAGCCACGCCGCAAACUGCACGCAGUCCUCAGACACCGUCUGCGUCCCAUUCACCACGACCACAACGACGACGACGACCACCACCACCACCACGACGCUCCCAACCACAACACCAUCAUGCCAUCCAACAUGCGCCACGUGUGCUGGCGAGGGUGUGGACGAGUGCCUGUCAUGCCACGGCACCAACAACGUGUACCUUGGCCGCUGCGUGCCAUCGUGCCCUGCCUCAACGUACACGGACAACGGCCAGUGCGUGAGCUGUCCCGCCACAUGCGACAUCUGUACGAGUGCAGACGUGUGUGUCACGUGCCGUCGCGGCUUCUUCCGCCACAACGGCGCAUGCGUGAACACGUGCCCUGCUGGCACCUACGCCAACGUCGACCUGGGCUCGUGCGUGGCAUGCCUCGAUGGCUGCGACGCGUGCAACGCGGACGGCUGCGUGCGCUGCGAGUCCAACAAGUUCCUUCUUCCAACCCACGACGGGUGCGUGGACGCGUGCCCUGAGCAGCACUACUCGGCCACAAACUCGCUCGGCGACGGCGAGUGCCGGGCAUGCGACCGCUUCUGCCGCACGUGCUCUGGUCCGCUCCCCACGCAGUGCACGGCGUGCUUCACGGGCGAGGAGCUGAAGAACGGCCGGUGCGUGCUGGGAACAGGGGGCGCCACGACCACGACAAAGGCGGGCUCCAACCCCGGCACCAACGCCCCCACGACAAGGGACCCGUCCGCCUCGCAGUCUGGCACAGACAACACGGCGGCGUCCAGCACGAUUGUGUAUGUCGCUGUUGCUGUCGGCGCCAUUAUUGCCCUGGCCCUCAUCAUGAUUGGCCUUGCCCUCCUUCGCCGCAAAAACGCCAAAGUCAGCAGCAACAACGACGGCAGCGCCGACAAGUUUGAUCAGGGCUCCACCAUGGCCCCGUACCGCUCCGGGUCCUUCCACGGCCGGGACAUGGUCAUCUCCAACCCGGCGUACAUGAUGAACGAGCCAAAGCCGUGGACACAGCAACCCGCGAAGAGGCCCGCCAACGACGCCGACAUGGAGCCAUUGUAUGAAGACCAGGAUCUCUACGACGAGCCGUCGGGGUACCUGACAGUGAACCCGGAUGAUGCUCCGACCCAAGAUGCCGACAACACGGCGGGCAGCGGCGACAACAACGCUGAUGACGCCGCCAACAGCGACGACGACGACAAGUACCAAGUGCCCGAGAACGAAGACGAGGAGAACCUCCCCGUGGAGUGAUUGGGUCGUUGCUGCACCCUGCUGUUCACAACUUGACACGCUUUGUGUCGUGUUGGCGUGUACACAUACACAAACACGCGCGCGCGCUGUUACCCACUUUUCACGCGUGUUCCUGCCAUGCACACACUCAUACGCACUGCACGCCAUCCCAUAGUCAACCCAUUCACGUUAUGUCUGUUGUUGUUGUUGUUGUUGUUGU